AUGUAUUAAAGAAUGGUCUUAAGUAAUUCCUUUAUAGCAUUAUUAUUCAGAAAUCUAAUACUUUAUUUAUAGAAAAAGCUACAAUGCCCUCUUUGUAAAACUCACUUCAUAAAUGUGAUAAUUUCUAAAAGAAUUUAUUAUGAAUAAACAUAAUAACCACAAUCUCCAUAAAUAACAGCUGAUGCUACUACUGCGUAUCAACUUGAUAAUAACAGUAGCUCAUUCUAAAAAGCUUAUUUUGAUUAAGAAACAUCGAUCAGUGACGAUAAUAAAAAUAUUAGUAUAGAAAAGAGUAGGAAUCACAAGAAAUAACCUAAAUUCAAAAUCACUAAAGAGCUAAUCCGUUUGGAUAUAGUGAUGAAAAACGUGACAAAUUAAUCUUUGGGCAUAUCAGGGCAAACUUAAAGUUCAUCUUCGUCAUCGUCGUCUGCAAUGAGCAUGCAUUAAAUUCAGAACCUUUCAAAUAUAUUAACCAAUUAAAAUAGACCACCAAUUUAAUUAAAUGCUCAUUAACCAAGAAUUAUUUUUUCUUAGUAAAAUCAUCUUAAUCAAUAAUAAAUUUAGAAUGAGCUAUUAAUAGAAUAGGAAAAAAUUGAUAAAAUUUUACCUCAACUUCAAUAAAAUGUUUAAAAUAAUUAGACUCUUCAGUAAAAUUUACAUCCUGAUUACAUUAUUUAAUUGAUAAAAGAAUUAUCUAACACAGACACUUCUUAGCAAAAUCAAAAUCAAAUUUCUAAUCAAGCUUAACUCAUGUUAAGAUUACACUUAUCAAAUACAAGAUUUUAACUUCUAGGAUAUUUAUAUUCAAGUCUUUUCAAAUCUGACUUUGCUCUUGGAGUUGGUAGUCAUGAUCCUUUAUAUCAACCACACAACAGUUAGUAAAUAGAAUAAAAUUAAUUAAAAAUACUUAAUCAAAUACCAUGCUAAAGCUGGCUUCAGUUAAAUAAUAUUCUUACUAGUUAACUUCUUGAAUAAACAAUCAAUCAAAUUUCUUUUACUGCAAAAUUCUUUAACUCUUAAAAUCCCCCUUCCAAUUACUAAUCCCUAGAAACUAACUUACAACUGUAACAAGGAUAGCAUUAAUUAUGA
This is a messenger RNA of Tetrahymena thermophila SB210, 1089 nucleotides long. Its product is annotated as zinc finger protein, putative. The record is from RefSeq and is a predicted model, not a curated record. The transcript is spliced from 3 exons. Lineage: Eukaryota; Ciliophora; Oligohymenophorea; Hymenostomatida; Tetrahymenidae.